This is a messenger RNA of Caenorhabditis briggsae, 291 nucleotides long. The transcript is spliced from 2 exons. The record is from RefSeq and is a predicted model, not a curated record. The coding region runs from base 1 to 291 and encodes 96 amino acids. Lineage: Eukaryota; Metazoa; Nematoda; Chromadorea; Rhabditida; Rhabditidae.
AUGUUCUUCCUCCCUCUGAAACUCGCCCUAUUCCACUUUCUCAGUAUUCCGGCUACCUUCACAGCUUACGCUGCUCCGGUUCUCAAGUUCAUUUUCGAAUUCGCAUUUCUUACUCUUCAUAUCUCCCGAAUGAUGAUGUCUGUUAGUUUCCUGUGGCUAUGGGAAAUUGCUGCGAACACUGAAGUUGUCGAUGCGUUCGCCAUUGUUCUAUCAGUAGUGAUUUCUACAAGUGUUCUUCUGGAAAUGUUCCAAUACGAAAUCGUCUUCACUUUCAACUCAGAAAGCACCUAA